This is a messenger RNA of Naumovozyma dairenensis CBS 421, 240 nucleotides long. Its product is annotated as DUF5137 domain-containing protein. The transcript has a single exon. Lineage: Eukaryota; Fungi; Ascomycota; Saccharomycetes; Saccharomycetales; Saccharomycetaceae. The record is from RefSeq and is a predicted model, not a curated record. Bases 1 to 240 code for a protein of 79 amino acids.
AUGGAAGGAAAUGAUACUGUGGAGGAGUACUAUUUAAAUAGACUAAGUUCCAAAGAUCUCGAGCAGCAACAGCAAUUUAAGAAAUUACAGGAGCAACAAAUAUAUCAGAGAAAUUCACAAGCUCAACAAAAUAUGUCUGUAGUAAAGAUAGUUCAAGCGGAACAAGCAAGUACCACGAAUGGACAGAAGAGAGUACGAAAUAAUAUGGAUGUUAUCAGUUAUAAACGAAUGAAGAGUUGA